AUGUUCGGGACGGUUGGGCCGGCGGGUCGGCAGGAAGGCGCCAAUGUCUGCGGGAUGUCCUGGCCGGGGAGGGGCCGGGAAGUCCUGGUGCUCCCUGCUCCCGCUCUUCCGAACGCCGCCGACGCCGCGAUUUUUUUUUCGCGCGCGCACAUCGAUGCCGAGCCCGCUGAGGUGGUGGGCCGCAGGCUGGCAGAGCUAGAGCUAGAGCGUCGAAGCGGAGGUCCGCACCUCGUAGGGAGGUCCUCGAACCCUGAAGACGGCCCCAGGCUCCAGCCUCGCAGCACGAGUCUCAAAGAGGUCUCUCAAGCAGCG
This is a messenger RNA of Prorocentrum cordatum, 312 nucleotides long. Lineage: Eukaryota; Dinophyceae; Prorocentrales; Prorocentraceae. The record is from the annotation of a GenBank genome assembly.